ACAACAGAUGCUCCGCAGCUUCUAAUUAAAGGAGCCCAUUGUUAGUCGUAUCUGUGCUACAGGACAGAUAAUUCUUCUUCGUAGUAUCAGAGUGGACACGAAUUUAAGUUCUCGUAUUUUCUCGCGCGCUCGGUGCAAGAUGAUUUUGCUAUGUAAUAGAAGUAUCCGGGCGUUGAUAUUCGUCGUGAGUAUCCUGUCUGUGAAUUCUAACGAGUUUUUCUCAACGUACAACGCCUCCUCCAGAGCCGUUUCGAAGUGUCCCUUGCCAAUAACAGUUCUGGAUUUCAUUCGCAAUUCUAGUCAGCCCGAUUUAGAAGCUAAAUGGCCCUGCGAGGUGCGCUCGUACUGGCUGUCGUUGCAGCCGUUCGUCAGAUCCGUCCGCUUCUUGCUCCGCUAUGUAACGCCGUUUAUCAUAAUACUCGGUGUAUUGCUAAAUGCUGUAUCUUUUAGUAUGUUGAGCGCACCUGUGCUAUGUGACUCCAAUUUGUCACUUUAUCUAAGCGCGCUCGCUAUAUCGGACAAUGGAGCGUUAAUAUUCAAUUACGCCGUGAGCGUCGCAAAAUCACACUCCACGUCCGUUAACGAUCUCUUCAUGAACAGCAAGUUCUUAUGCGGCGCGAAUUCCGUGUGCAUGGAACUUUUUCAAUUUACGUCGACCUGGCUGAUCGUCGCUCUCACGUGGACGCGCGUCAUCGCCGUGGUGUUUCCAUUCGGCGCCCGCGACUGUCAGAAUCGCUCCGCGAUCACGACUAUCGCCAGCCUGGUCUGCAUCAGUUUCGUGAUAUCCUUAACGAAGCUGUACUCCGGCGGUAAAGCGUUUACAUCCCAUAUCGCGCCUUUUCCCCCCUUCGCGAGUCAAUUUGCGUCACUACAUACCGCACGAUUACGUGUCAUUGUUCUCUUCUCGUCAAUGAACGCUGACUUGACGCUGAUUGUAGGAUACGAGACCGACAGCGUAUUCGAAUUCGUACCGUGCCAGAAGAUGAAGCCGUGGGGCAGCGCCAUGUAUCUUUACAUCGCCCUGUCCACGUGGCUGCCCUUGCUCUUCAUAUCGAUCGGCAACCUGCUGCUGAUCGUUCGCAUGAGGAGGUCUUAUAAGAUUCACAACGAAUUAACUCAUAAUUCUAGGUACAGAGGCAACAGAACGCACAACUCGAGCAGGACGUUGCUCGCGGUAUCGAUAGUACAUUUGAUCUUGCUGCUGCCGUUGGGAAUCGUCGAAACGCUGGAACUUUAUUGGGACGUGAUUCUAAUCAAACAGCCUGCUAAUGCGGGAGAGAACGAGAAAUAUAUACACUGGUUGCAAGAGAAGAUGUUGCUCAAGUGGUGCCGCGGCCUGUUCUUUCACGUAUACCACUGGAGUUUCGCAAUAAACUUUUUUUUGUAUUACCUUACAGGAAAAAAGUUCAGAGGUGUCGUUACGCAAACGCUGAAAAAUUAUACGGACACAUACCACCUGCCGUGUCACAGGAAUGUCUCGAGGUGCAACGCGUGGAGCAACUGUCACAAACAUUUACGAUCUUGCAGCGCGUUGCUGACGAGGACCGUUAUGCGAAGCAAACAAUUCAAUAAUAUGCCAAAUAACUCAAUAAUAUUCGAUAAUAGAAGUAACGCCAACGAAAGAAGCAGCAACGUCACCUAAUUUUGUAAAAGCGAAGUACAUUAGGAAGGAAACUCUCUUCGAUCGAUAGGAAGCGUUGCAUUGUUUAUACAGCUCACGUAUACAUAUAAAAAAAGAUACGUACACAUUCAACUCGAAAGUGAGAAAUAAUUGUCUCUCGAUAAUUUUACAAUACGUGCUCAUCGUGUCUUUUUAAUCGAUUCCGGAAGCCAACGUCGCACGGGGAACAGAAAUUUCAUUCGGCAAAAGUUUAUUUAUUCUUUUCUAGUUUAUUUUGUAUACACAUGAAAUGUUUAUACACAUUUAAACAUUGCAAAAUAUCACAUUGCAUAUUAGGCGUCUUCUGCGUAACAGCGGUAGUUUCUUAAGAAUUAAAUAGCGAUUUAAUUACACGUAAAGACGAUUUGUUAUUACACUUUGACUAUAAACUUUCAAUUUUUUUCUCUUCGCUAUCAUCACUCGCCUUUCCUAGUCUUACGAACUAACAUUCUGGUCCCAAUGCAGAUCUUCGAUGCAAUCUGGGAUAUUCUGUGUUAAUACUGCACCAACGAGAAUUUCCGAGCAAAGUGUACAAGAGUAAGACGUACAAUUAGAACUUGCACCAUUAUCUUCGAAAUUAAUGCGAGAUAAGAACUUAGAACGGUACGAGUUCAUCGCUUCUUCCUAAGAUUUAGCUUAGCGACUUGGUAUGCGUAUCACGAAACGUUCGAAUUUCAAUGCACAUUUUGAAUCACAUACUAAAUUACGAGUUUUAUCUCAAACAUAUUAUUAUAAUUACAUAACUCGCGCGAGUGCGAACAUAAAUUAAGUAUACACAUAUACAAUAAUAAUUACUCAUCUUAACGGUAGAUUAAAUGAACAGUUAUCU
This is a messenger RNA of Wasmannia auropunctata (little fire ant), 2489 nucleotides long. RefSeq lists its product as uncharacterized. Gene Ontology annotation, biological process: G protein-coupled receptor signaling pathway. Lineage: Eukaryota; Metazoa; Arthropoda; Insecta; Hymenoptera; Formicidae. The transcript is spliced from 6 exons. Bases 140 to 1642 code for a protein of 500 amino acids. The record is from RefSeq and is a predicted model, not a curated record. Gene Ontology annotation, molecular function: G protein-coupled receptor activity. Gene Ontology annotation, cellular component: plasma membrane.